AGUUGUGCUCCUUAUCUUCUUCCUGUCUGCAGACAUGGUCCUUGACCAGCAGGUGAGCUCAGGCCAGCUGAAUGAAGAUGUGCGCCACAGGGUUCAUGAAGCACUGAUGAAGCAGCAUCAUCACCAGAAUCAGAAGAAGCUCACCAACAGGAUUCCCAUUGUCCGAUCUUUUGCUGAUAUUGGCAAGAAACAAUCAGAACCAAAUUCCAUGGAUAAAAAUGCAGGUCAGGUUGUUUCUCCUCAGUCCGCUCCGGCCUGUGCUGACAAUAAGAACGACGUUAGCCGAGAAAGCAGCACCAUUGACUUCAGCAAGGGACUGGGAGGCCAACAAAAGGGGCAUACUAGUCCAUGUGGGCUGAAACAAAGGCAUGAAAAAGGACCUCCACAUCAGCAAGAGAGAGAGGUUGAUCUGCAUUUUAUGAAAAAGAUCCCACCAGGUGCUGAGGCUUCAAACAUCUUGGUGGGAGAACUGGAGUUCCUGGACAGAACUGUGGUUGCCUUUGUUAGGCUGUCUCCCGCUGUCCUGCUCCAAGGACUGGCUGAGGUUCCAAUCCCAAGCAGAUUUCUGUUCAUUCUUCUGGGACCCCUGGGAAAGGGUCAACAGUACCAUGAGAUUGGCAGAUCAAUUGCAACCUUAAUGACUGAUGAGGUAUUUCAUGAUGUCGCAUACAAAGCUAAAGACCGUAAUGAUUUAGUGUCGGGAAUUGAUGAGUUUCUGGAUCAGGUGACUGUUCUCCCUCCUGGAGAAUGGGACCCAAGCAUCCGAAUAGAACCUCCCAAAAACGUCCCUUCCCAGGAGAAGAGGAAGAUUCCUGCUGUGCCAAAUGGAACAGCAGCUCAUGGGGAAGCUGAGCCACAUGGGGGACAUAGUGGGCCUGAACUCCAGCGAACUGGGAGGAUUUUUGGGGGACUUAUAUUAGAUAUCAAAAGAAAAGCUCCAUUCUUCUGGAGUGACUUCAGAGAUGCUUUCAGCCUGCAGUGCUUAGCAUCUUUCCUGUUUCUCUACUGUGCGUGCAUGUCCCCUGUCAUCACAUUUGGAGGACUGUUGGGAGAAGCAACCGAAGGUCGAAUAAGUGCAAUCGAAUCACUCUUUGGAGCAUCUAUGACUGGGAUAGCCUAUUCUCUUUUUGGUGGACAGCCUCUUACCAUAUUAGGCAGUACAGGACCUGUUUUGGUGUUCGAAAAGAUAUUGUUUAAAUUUUGCAAAGAAUAUGGGCUGUCGUACCUGUCUUUACGAGCCAGCAUCGGGCUUUGGACUGCAACCCUAUGUAUCAUACUUGUGGCCACCGAUGCAAGUUCCCUUGUCUGCUAUAUCACCCGGUUUACUGAAGAAGCUUUUGCUUCUCUCAUUUGCAUCAUUUUUAUCUAUGAAGCCCUAGAGAAGCUGUUUGAACUCGGAGAAGCCUAUCCAAUCAAUAUGCACAAUGAUUUGGAGCUGCUGACACAGUACUCAUGUAACUGCAUGGAGCCACAUAGUCCCAGCAAUGAUACACUGAGGGAAUGGAAGGAGUCCAACAUUUCUGCCUCUGACAUAAUAUGGGGGAACCUAACCGUGUCUGAGUGCAGAUCACUGCAUGGGGAGUAUGUCGGGCGAGCCUGUGGCCAUGGCCACCCUUAUGUGCCAGAUGUCCUCUUUUGGUCUGUGAUCCUGUUCUUCUCCACAGUCACCAUGUCAGCCACCCUGAAGCAGUUCAAGACCAGCCGAUAUUUCCCAACCAAGGUUCGAUCCAUAGUGAGUGAUUUUGCAGUUUUUCUUACAAUUCUGUGCAUGGUUUUAAUUGACUAUGCCAUUGGGAUCCCAUCACCAAAACUACAAGUACCAAGUGUUUUCAAGCCUACCAGAGAUGACCGUGGAUGGUUUGUUACACCUUUAGGUCCAAACCCAUGGUGGACAAUUAUAGCUGCUAUUAUCCCAGCUUUGCUUUGUACUAUUCUAAUUUUCAUGGACCAACAGAUUACAGCUGUCAUCAUCAACAGAAAAGAGCAUAAGCUAAAGAAAGGUUGUGGCUACCACCUGGAUCUAUUAAUGGUGGCUGUCAUGCUUGGGGUGUGCUCCAUUAUGGGUCUGCCGUGGUUUGUGGCCGCCACAGUCCUCUCCAUCACUCAUGUCAACAGCCUGAAGCUGGAAUCAGAAUGCUCCGCUCCAGGGGAACAGCCCAAGUUUCUCGGCAUUAGAGAGCAGAGGGUGACUGGGCUCAUGAUUUUUAUUCUUAUGGGUUCAUCAGUUUUUAUGACCAGUAUUCUGAAGUUUAUCCCCAUGCCAGUGUUAUACGGCGUGUUUCUUUAUAUGGGCGCUUCCUCUCUAAAGGGAAUUCAGCUAUUUGAUAGGAUAAAGCUCUUCUGGAUGCCGGCCAAACAUCAGCCAGACUUUAUCUACUUAAGGCAUGUGCCUCUCCGGAAAGUCCAUCUCUUCACAGUCAUUCAGAUGAGCUGUCUUGGCCUGUUGUGGAUAAUCAAAGUUUCCAGAGCUGCUAUCGUCUUUCCUAUGAUGGUGUUAGCCCUGGUAUUUGUGAGAAAACUGAUGGACUUCUUGUUUACCAAACGGGAACUCAGCUGGCUUGAUGAUCUAAUGCCAGAGAGUAAGAAGAAGAAACUUGAGGAUGCUGAAAAAGAAGAAGAACAAAGUAUGCUAGCCAUGGAAGAGGAGGGCACAGUACAACUCCCACUGGAGGGACACUACAGAGAUGACCCAUCUGUAAUCAAUAUUUCUGAUGAAAUGUCAAAGACUGCCAUGUGGGGAAACCUUCUGAUUACUGCUGACAACUCAAAAGAAAAGGAGUCACGCUUUCCUUCUAAAAGCUCCCCUUCCUAAUCACUCUAGAAGCUGAUUCCCCAAAGCAUUGAAAGCCGAAAAGAGAAGAAAGCUGACUCAGGGAAAGGUGUUGACAGGGAGACUUGUCUAUGACUUGAUCUUCAAUUUAUUUUUUACAUACAUAUGAGAAGAGUGUCACAAUUAUUAAUAAAACUGCUUUGAUCAUGUAUUGUAAAUCCUGUCUCCCAUCCCAAAUCCUCCUUCAUACUGUAAGUAGUGCAGCCCUUGUUUCAUUUCUGUGUUUAAUCUCUGAGCAGUGCAACACCCUUGUGAGCAGAACUGAUAGCUAAUGCAAGUUUCCAUGUUACUGCUAUAAGUAAGACAUUCCCCAACACAGGAUUCUCUUUGUCAGCAUUAUGAGAACAAUGC
This is a messenger RNA of Acomys russatus (golden spiny mouse), 3181 nucleotides long. It is a transcript of the gene Slc4a10, whose product is annotated as solute carrier family 4 member 10. The coding region runs from base 35 to 2812 and encodes 925 amino acids. NCBI's taxonomy places the organism in Eukaryota, Metazoa, Chordata, Mammalia, Rodentia, Muridae. Gene Ontology annotation, molecular function: monoatomic anion transmembrane transporter activity; sodium:bicarbonate symporter activity; solute:inorganic anion antiporter activity. Gene Ontology annotation, cellular component: basolateral plasma membrane; plasma membrane. Gene Ontology annotation, biological process: regulation of intracellular pH; transmembrane transport; monoatomic anion transport. The record is from RefSeq and is a predicted model, not a curated record. The transcript is spliced from 22 exons.